Molecule: messenger RNA, 555 nt
Organism: Ilex paraguariensis (yerba mate)
Lineage: Eukaryota; Viridiplantae; Streptophyta; Magnoliopsida; Aquifoliales; Aquifoliaceae
Source: the annotation of a GenBank genome assembly
AUGGCUUUGAAAUCUGCAAAGAUGUAUAAGAGACACCCAUUUGAUGAGUUUCGGGAUAGGGUUCCGAGCUCGCUGAGGAGUAAUAGAAGAGUGAUGGGGAAGCCAGUCAAGUUUCCAGGUGUUAACGAGGAGUUGCAGAAGGUAUUGGAUGCUAAUAUGGACCAAGUGGAUGCGAGGCGUCGUGCUCGUGAGGCGUUCAAGAAUAUUCAGCUUUCAAUUGAUCAUUGCUUGUUUAAGAUUCCAUAUGAAGGAUUGAAGAUGGAGGAGUCCUACGAGGUGAACUCUAGAGGGUUGGAAAUUUUUUCAAGAAGUUGGCUUCCAGAGACCCCCAAAGCAGUGGUUUGUUUUUGUCAUGGUUAUGGAGACACUUGCACAUUUUUCUUUGAAGGUAUAGCUAGGAAGUUAGCAUCAUCUGGAUAUGGAGUUUUUGCAAUGGAUUAUCCUGGAUUUGGUCUUUCGGAAGGUCUUCAUGGCUAUAUUCCAAGCUUUGACAGGCUGGUUGAUGAUGUCUUCGAGCACUACUCAAAAGUUAAAGGUAUAUCACCUGUUUACUAA